Messenger RNA from Ixodes scapularis (black-legged tick), 2386 nucleotides. RefSeq names its product follicle-stimulating hormone receptor-like. Gene Ontology annotation, molecular function: protein-hormone receptor activity; protein binding; G protein-coupled receptor activity. Gene Ontology annotation, cellular component: membrane. Gene Ontology annotation, biological process: G protein-coupled receptor signaling pathway. Bases 1 to 1794 code for a protein of 597 amino acids. Lineage: Eukaryota; Metazoa; Arthropoda; Arachnida; Ixodida; Ixodidae. The record is from RefSeq and is a predicted model, not a curated record. The transcript has 7 exons.
AUGCUGUGGCAUCAUCAGCAUUUCGUCGCAACGCGACCGAGAUUACGCGGCAAUCAUAAGCUGACCCUACUUGAAGACGAUGCCUUCGUGGGAUUGUCCAAUCUGAGUCAUCUCGACCUCUCCGAGACGAGCGUGAGCAGCCUCCCCACCCGGGGUCUGGAGUCCCUGGAGGUGCUGGAAGUCCGAGACACGCCGACCCUGCGCGAGUUUCCUUCCGUGUAUCACUUCCGCUUCAUCCGUGCUGCACACCUGACCUACCCGUACCAUUGCUGCGCUUUCCAGUUUCCCGAGACUCACAAUCCCGAGGAGCACAGCAGAUUCCAGAAGCACUGCGGUUCUGCAGACGUUGUCUUGGAUUCAAUGAAGAACCGUCCACCUGUCGUCGGCGAAGAGCACGACUUCCAGCUCCUCGAGCGGUUCUUUGUCGUUCAGCGACGCGGGGGAGGGGAAGGAACGUCCACGCCACCAGGCAACAGAACGGUCCGACAAGUCUUCAGCGAAUUCGGAUCAAUUCACGGCUCUCCUAAGACCAGACCGACCAACGUCUCGAAUCGGAGCAUCUUCGACUCCCGAGGCAUGGAGGGCACUUUUCAUCCGGAAGUGCACCCUCAGGAAGAGCAAUGGGUCACCUGCGGGAAGUUGGCGAGUCGGCAAGUGCAGUGCUUCCCUGCGCCGGACGCCUUCAAUCCCUGCGAAGACGUCAUGGGCACGGAGAUCCUGCGCGUAGCCGUCUGGUUCGUGGUCGUGGCGGCUGUGACCGGAAACCUGGCGGUCAUCCUGGUGCUUCUUAGCGGCCGCAUGAGCGUCUCCAAAUUCCUCAUGUGCAACCUGGCGUUCGCCGAUCUCUGCAUGGGCGCUUACUUGCUGCUCAUAGCGGCCGAGGACCUGCACACCAGCGGCCAGUACUUCAACCACGCCAUCCUCUGGCAACACGGUGCUGGCUGCAAGGUCGCGGGCUUCCUGACCGUGUUCGCGUCUGAGCUGUCCAUCUACACGCUGACCGUCAUCACUCUGGAGCGCUGGUACGCCAUCACGUACGCGGUCCACCUGAACCGGCGGCUGCGGCUGACCACCGCUGCGCGCGUCAUGGCCUGCGGCUGGCUAUAUGCCAUCGUAGCGGCCACCCUGCCGCUCGUCGGGGUCAGCAGUUACAGCAAGACGUCCAUCUGCUUGCCCAUGGAGAACAGAGAGAUCCCGGAUCAGCUGUACCUGCUCAGCCUGCUCUCUGUCAACGGUCUCGCUUUCCUGCUCAUCUGCGCCUGCUACGCCAAGAUGUACCUGGCCAUUUCUGGUCAGCGGCCACGCUCCCACUCGGGCAACAAAGACACGUCCGUGGCCAAACGCAUGGCCAUGCUCGUGUUCACCGAUUUCGCUUGCUGGGCGCCCAUCGCCUUCUUCGGCCUCACAGCAGUGGCGGGAUACCCACUCAUCGAUGUCCCGAAAUCCAAGAUUCUGCUGGUGUUCUUCUACCCGCUAAACUCGUGUGCCAACCCGUUCCUGUACGCCAUCCUGACCAAGCAGUACCGGCGAGACUUGUCCAUCCUGCUGUCCACACGCGGCGUGUGCACGGGAAGGGUGCUCCGCUACACCUCGUCUUGCCACACGACGCCCAACAAUCGGCUUCUGCGCGGCAAGGACAACAGUAGCACGUCACGCCAGACAACCGAACUGUCCGGGCGGACGCAGAAGGGGUCGCCGCACCCCAUCAAGAACAACUUCACCAAGCUGGGACUUCACGAAGAGUUCCUCAGAAGACAGAGUCUGCUCUGUGAUCACGCCGACACGCCCAUCUGACUCUUCGCUGCUAUUGUUAUCCUUUGGCCGUGCAGACGGCUUGCAGGCGAGCGUUCAGCGGAAGUGCUACGCUGACCGCGUGUGCGGAAGCGCGAACCCGCGGCACUCGCGGAGGGACCACGUUCGCGGUCAUGCUUGGGCCACGUGCCACGUCGUCGCACACAUUACGCGGUGAAUGGAUGGAUGCAUGCAUACGGCUGAACCCUUUUAAUCAGGCGGCGGCCUGCUCCACACAGUGUUUAACACUGGCGAGGAGCGCGGGGCCGGACGGCGCGUCCCCCUGGUCGGGAGACACUGGGCCAGACUGGGCAUCAUGUCCACCCGAGUGACUGGGGUAGUUCUCAUGGUUGAAUCCACAUCGGAAAAGCUAGAACUGUAGCUACGUGCGGCUCGUCUUCUAUCCUUUAUCCACACAAUAUGCUAUUUUUGGCAAUCUAAGGCGCAUUGACUCUCAAACCGUUACGUAUGCUCAGUGAAAUUGCACUUCCUUUCGGGCCUCGGAACGUAAAAACUAAAUGGUCUCAGUUAAAGACAAAAUCAAUUCCAGGCACUCCCGGAAAUGUUACAUUUACACAUGGGUCCAAUUCAAAGA